AUGGCUGAGCAACCGUCCACAGCAGAGACAUCCGUCGAUUCCGUGCCGCCCGUUGAACUUUAUCCAAACCCAGAUGGCUCAUUCACUCGAAUCGAACCAUUUCCAAAGCUUCCUGCAACGCCGGAAGACACCACCGGUGACGAUUCAAAGUCAACCCAAAUCGCUCUCUCCAAAGACAUCCCUCUGAACCCAACAACCAACACCUCCAUUCGCAUCUUCAAACCUUGCAAUCUUCCUCCAAACUCGAAGCUCCCCAUCAUUAUCUACUUCCAUGGAGGUGGGUUCAUAAUCUUCAGUGUCAGUACUAAACCCUUUCACGAAUCAUGCAACGCCAUGGCAGCUCAGUUCCCAGCUCUGAUCGUCUCCGUCGAGUACCGUCUUGCGCCGGAACACCAUCUUCCGGCGGCGUACGAUGACGCCGUCGAAGCUAUCACGUGGGUCCGAGACCAGGCAUUGGGAAUCAACGGUUGCGAUCCGUGGCUGAAAGAUUUGGCCGAUUUUUCUAGGGUUUUCUUGAUGGGUAGUAGCGCAGGAUCUAAUAUAGUCUACUACGCAGCUCUGCGUGUGCUCGAUAUUGAUCUUACGCCGGUGAAAAUCAAAGGGUUGAUUAUGAACCAACCGUUCUUUGGUGGGGUGAAGAGGACUGAAUCGGAGACAAGACUUUCCGAUGAUAAGAUCAUACCUCUCUCUCUGAAUGAUCUGAUGUGGUCCUUAUCGUUGCCGGAGAAUUCUGAUCGUGAUCAUGAGUAUUGUAACCCAUCAAUCGCCGGCGAGUCUCACAGGGAGAAGGUCGGAAAAUUAUGCCGGAGCUUGGUCAAAGGUUAUGGUGGGGACCCACUUCUUGAUAGACAGAGAGAGUUCGUGAAGUUGUUGGAGUCAUCUGGUGUGCACGUGGUGACCCGGUUUGAUGAUGGAGGCCACCAUGGUGUAGAGGUCUUUAAUCCCAAAAAGGCCCAAGAUUUGCAUGAUGAAGUGAAGCAAUUCAUUGAAUCAACUUAA
Molecule: messenger RNA, 999 nt
Organism: Ilex paraguariensis (yerba mate)
Lineage: Eukaryota; Viridiplantae; Streptophyta; Magnoliopsida; Aquifoliales; Aquifoliaceae
Source: the annotation of a GenBank genome assembly